CUGUCUACUUUUUCUAAACCGAGGCAUCGACACUUGCCCAUCGUCCACCGCAGUUUGUAUCUUCACAGUAAGACAGGUUACUCCUUCGAACCAGUUUGCAUCAUGGCAGUGGAUUUCUCCGGCACGUGGACCUCCUGCAAGACCGAGGGUUGGGCAGAGUUCCUCCAGAAGACCAAGGUCCCCAAGGGAAGCCUUCCACUACCAGCAGACAUCAAAGUGACUGAGGAGAUCAGCCAGUGCGGCGACGUCAUCACCAUCAAGUCCGCCAACAGCAUGGACACCGGGUUGAAGGAGAAAACCAUCAACGUUGGGAGUAACUUCAUCACCGAGAUGCCACCAGGCACGCAGCUGGAGUUCAGCACGGCGUGGGAGGGGAAGAAGCUGGUCCUGAGAAGGAUCGACGGGGAUGGGACCUCCACCAGGAUGAUGGAAGGGGAUCAGAUGGUGCUCGUUGUUGAGCACGAGGGCACUGUGGCCAAGACGUACUACGAGAAAGCCUGACUCAAGGAGGCUCAUAAUGGGUGCUGUCUUCACUCCUUCAGCCAUGGAGGAUAACCACUACCAUGGAAGACACAAACAUCUUUUGGUAGCCAACUUUAAGAUAAUUGAAUGUCCUUUUAAUUGAUGUAUGAUAUUGAUUCAAACCUUCGCGUUGACCAUUACUCACACCAUGUAGGAAGGAAUCGGAAUUCCUCCAAGAUCACACUGACUUUCAUCUUUAGAGGGACAUCAACAAACAUCACUCCAGACUAUAUUAAACUAAUCAUUUGAAUACCGAUGUAAAAAUAUAAAGCACAGUUGUGUUUUCCAACAUAAUACAAAUCUCACUUGUUGAAUUACUGCAUGGUGCAAGACCUACACCCUGACAUGAUUUACUGUUACUUGGGAAACUUCAUCAUGCGAAACUAAACACGCACUAAACGAAUUAUUGUUCUUACGUCAUAACCUCUCACAAGCGCAGCUGCAAUCCAGGUUUAAAAUGUUCAUUUUCCACGUUAAAUUACGUUUUAUUGAAUAUUAAAGAACAAAGUUACA
Molecule: messenger RNA, 1035 nt
Organism: Asterias rubens (European starfish)
Lineage: Eukaryota; Metazoa; Echinodermata; Asteroidea; Forcipulatida; Asteriidae
Exons: 2
Coding region: 103-501 (132 amino acids)
Biological process (GO): fatty acid transport
Cellular component (GO): nucleus; cytosol
Molecular function (GO): fatty acid binding
Source: RefSeq, a predicted model, not a curated record